AUGACAUAUGUGCCAUCUGUAUUUGGCAUGAAUCAUCUUAAUUUUGCAACAAGAGAUGAUAUUAUGAUUGAAAAUGAGAAUAAUUAUUUUAAUGUAAUAAAACGAGAAAUUGAAGAUAGACUAGUUGGAACAGCAUCAGGAAAACGUGCUGUUCUAGUGUUUUUUUCCCCUCCAAAACAAAAAUUAAAAGAAUUCUAUAAUUCAACAGCAUUAGAUUCAUUCAAAGACUCAGUUAUUUAUCUAACCGAAGAAGUGUCAUUAGCAGAAAAAGAAACUCUAAUUAAACCAGCCAUUGCAACAGGUCAAAGUUUCAAACAGUAUAAUCCUCGAAAGCGUGCACGUUUCGGAAUAAAAACUAUUGCACUUUGCGAUUCCACUAAUGGUUUUUUGCAUAAUUUUGAAAUUUAUACUGGACAAGAUACAAAUAAAUGGGCUGAAAAUUUUCCUGAUGCUCAGACACUGCCUGUUCCUGAAAGAAUUGCGAUACAUCUUGCAGGCCAUCUUCUAAAUAAAAAUUAUUCCAUUUAUGCAGAUAAUUGGUUUCUUAGUGUACGUUUAGUGAGAUGGCUGAUUGAUCAUCGUACAACAAUAACAGGCACAAUCAAAAAAAAAAUCGAGGUUGUUUAUUUUGCAUUUUAUCUAUCUAAUAAUAUCUAUAUAUGA
Molecule: messenger RNA, 663 nt
Organism: Rotaria sp. Silwood1
Lineage: Eukaryota; Metazoa; Rotifera; Eurotatoria; Philodinida; Philodinidae
Source: the annotation of a GenBank genome assembly